AUAUUCACCACCCCGCGGCUGCUGGAUGGAGUUUGAAGUGGAGGCUAGAUUGGUCCGACGUACAGUGCUUAGCUGUUCCCAUUCAUAGGCGACCGCUAUAGAGAGAACUCAUCUUGAAGUAACCCUAACCAUCCGGAUUCUAAAGAGUGUGAUCAGGAAUUGGAGAGGAAUUAAACGAAGGCACCUGCGUCCGUCCAGAAGAGCCAGACACCAGAAGGAAACCAUGAGCAGCAACUACAGCAUAUCCCUGCUGGGUCCCUCACCCUGGGGCUUCAGACUGCAGGGGGGCAAAGACUUCAACAUGCCCCUCACCAUCUCCAGGCUAACAGAUGGAGGGAAGGCGGCGAAGGCACACAUCUCCGUGGGCGAUGUGGUGCUGUCCAUCGACGGCAUCACCACUGAUGGGAUGAACCACCUGGAGGCCCAGAACAAGAUCAAAGCGUGCGCUGGGAACCUCUACCUCACACUGCAGAAAGCAUCCAGUCUCCCAAAACCAGCUGGCGGGCCAAAGGAGGCUGCAGUGACAAAAGUCCCCAGGAGACCGAUCAUAGACACGGACAUCGGAUUCUUCCACGUCCCCACUCACAGCGACGCCAGCAGGAAGCGCAUCAUCGAGGACACAGAGGACUGGCGUCCCCGCUCAGGCACCUCCCAGUCCCGCUCCUUCCGCAUCCUCGCCCAGAUCACCGGCACAGAGAACGAGCCAAGACAGGAGGCUGACACUGGAAACAAGACAAAGGUGUCCAAGGUGAACCUACAGAUCGCCGGCCCCAAAUACAACAAGCUGAGAGACUGGCACCACGGGAUGUCAGCAAGCACCCUCAAUGUCCAGGGGACAGAGUCCGAGCAUGGACAGGUCAGAAGAGAGGAGCCUUCAGACAAAAGCGCCACUGAGGCCCCGCUCCUGUUAUGUAAUGGCACCACCGCCAAGGAGACGAACACGGCAUCAACCGGGGACCAUGCCCGGACAUCGGAGGAGAUUACCCACAAUCCCCCCUCUCCCCCUGGCUCCGUCAGCGCUGAGCCAGAACAUUUGGCUCUGGCCCUCUGCGCAGGGUUUGACCAGAGCACUGGGGCAGACGCUGACAGUACUGACCAACCACCACUAGAUGGCGGUGGCAUCUCAGGAGAGAGCCUGAAUCCGUCCCGUGUGGUGGAGGCGUCUGCUGGCUCCGAUGAAUCCUCAGGUCAGGAGGAGGCGAAACGAGCUUCCACUCCUGUGCCUGAUACAAUCAGUCCUCCAGAGCAGGUGUCCAGUCUAGCCCCAGAUCAGAUGAAGAUCUCCCCCACUCCUCCAUCUCUAAAGCCUGUCCACUCUCCCGCACCACUCAGAAGGGAGCUGCUGUUAAACCCUCUCGAGUUCCUCCCACGGGGUGCCCCAUGUCCACCCCAUGCCUGCCCCAGUGCCCCAAGUGCCCGCGCCGCCCAGCUCCGGGACAAGGCCCCCAUUGUGAGUGGCCCUCAGGCCAGUGGCCUGAGGCCAUCUGACGGAGGGCUCUGUCAGUCUCUGCUGGACGCCCUGCUCAUCACGCCCAUCACCAAGAAUCCCCCUCUCCGCCUCCGGAAGAAAAAGCGGCCCUCGGCCACCUCCCUGGGCCUGUCCAAAAGCAAGAGAGUCUCCUGGCAUCAGUCUGUCAUUGACCCCAACGACCCUUCCCUCUCCUCGCCUGUAAAUGCCAUCUAUAUCUUUAGUGAGGAGGUGGAGGAACCUUAUGUCAACACUCACGGGACCUGCGCUGUCAAGACCAUGGUGAAAGGUCCUGCCGUCUCGCCCCGAAACACCAACAGCGCCACCACUCAAGCCCUUGCUGACAAGAGCAGAGGCCAGGUGGGGCUCAUCACCCCCACAUUCGGGGGGCCCAACAGCAGCCCCAAGGGCCCCGUCAAGGACCGGCCUGUCCCACAACCGCACCCCAAGGACGAGGACUCCUUGGUCCAGAGGGCCGAGUACUUUCCUGCCGGCACCCGGACCCCUGUGUGCGCCCAAUGCGACAAAGUCAUCAGGGGGCCCUUCCUGGUGGCGAUGGGGAACUCGUGGCACCCAGAGGAGUUUAACUGCACCCACUGCCACAACUCUCUGGCUGACAUCGGCUUCGUGGAGGAGCAGGGCUCCGUGUACUGUGAGCACUGCUAUGAGGAGUUCUUCGCCCCGAUCUGCAGCCGCUGCCAGGGGAAGAUCCUGGGGGAAGUGAUUAAUGCCCUGAAGCAGACGUGGCAUGUGCAUUGCUUCCUAUGUGCAUCCUGCCAGCAGCCCAUCCGCAACAACACCUUCCACCUGGAGGAUGGCGAGCCCUACUGCGAGAGAGAUUAUUACAACCUGUUUGGGACCAGCUGUCAUGGUUGUGAUUUUCCUAUCGAAGCUGGGGACAAAUUCCUGGAGGCUCUGGGCUUCACAUGGCACGACACCUGCUUUGUGUGUGCGGUAUGCUGCACCAGUCUUGAGAGCCAGACGUUCUUCUCCAAGAAGGACAAGCUGUUGUGCAAGAAGCACGCCAACACUGUCAAAAUAUGAGCCUUUAUCCUGAAAAGCUACAGAAGACCAGAAAGAGAGAGAGAGAGAGAGAAAGAGAGUGCAUUUUCUGUGUGAAAGGGAGAACCUUUUAAUAUAAUGGACAGAAACCUGGAUCAUCUGUCUUUUUUUUUUCCUCCAGACUAGAUGUGAGGCUCUCUUUGUAAAGUACCUUGUAAGUUGAGAAUCCAGACUCCCCCAAAUGAGGCUAAAUGGAAGAAGCCAUAGGUCAAAGUUCAGUUUUUCAAACCGACUUUAGCCAAUUCAUCUUGCAGCUCACGCCAGUGCAUUAAAAACUCAGUAUAAACAUUUUUAUAAGGAAAAAAAUAUUUCUCAUUAAAGAACUAUGUUCUUUCUCUAUCAGCAGGGGAUAGUUUCUCCACUGUUUGUUUCCAUUCCUUUCCCAAGUAAUUGAAUAACAGAAUUUGUAUAUAUUUCAUGAUAAUUUGACGCCACUUUUCUCCCCCUCUACAUGAAUGGCAUUCUUUAAACUUCGGAGAGAAAGCUUUUUUUGAAGGGCCAGGUCAAAUCUGGGCUAUUUUAUCUUGCUGAAAGUAUAUCUGUGGCUACACCUCUGUCUGUGAGAUGAAUGGAGCCUGUUGUCUGGGAUAACAGCGUUAAACAGCAAUGCGGGUCGGGUCACAUGCGUCCCACACACUUGAAAUGUGUGCUAAUAUCGUAAAUCCUCUCUGGUUCUUAAACUCCGAUUCCAGCGUGGCCUUCUGCUCACUAUCGUACACGUCAUUAUGUGUGUGUAAAUGAUGUGAAUGCUAACAAUAUGAACAUGAAUUAUGUAAACGUGUUGGAAUAUGAAGAAAUGCAGGUGCAUGAAAGAUUGGGUUUAAAUAGAGUUUAAAGUAAAUGUGGACAUGCAUUUGAACUGAGCCAAAGUUAACAAAGGCCUCAGAAAUCCAUCCAGGUCAUUGUACUACAUUUAGGAUUUCUUCAAAAGAGAUAUGAUGAGAAUGAAUGUGCGAAACAUUAUAUUAUUUAAUUGUCAUUUGACAGUUAUUUUUCAGUUUUUUUCUCUUUCAGCUUUUUGUUUUCUCACUACCAUACACACAAAUUAAGAGUCACACACCGCACUAGCACAGCCUAAUGACACAACCAGAUAAUAAUUAAUUUGCUUUAAUCAUGUGGGUGAAGGGAGAAUUCAGUGUUUGUUUGUUUGUUUGUUGUUUUCCCAGAAUACAUUGCCAUAAACUAAUGAAAGUGCUGUGAUUACUUUACUUUCCAGAUGAUAAUGUAUAUGUCAUAUUGCCAAAAGAAUAAAACUAAACAAAUAAUGUUA
This is a messenger RNA of Clupea harengus (Atlantic herring), 3800 nucleotides long. RefSeq names its product PDZ and LIM domain 5a (gene pdlim5a). Gene Ontology annotation, molecular function: actin binding; muscle alpha-actinin binding. NCBI's taxonomy places the organism in Eukaryota, Metazoa, Chordata, Actinopteri, Clupeiformes, Clupeidae. Gene Ontology annotation, biological process: heart development; muscle structure development; actin cytoskeleton organization. Gene Ontology annotation, cellular component: adherens junction; Z disc; filamentous actin. The record is from RefSeq and is a predicted model, not a curated record.